GGUGGCUAGCUUCUUUUUUUUUCUCUGAGGGGUGGUGGCCGCUGUUUUGCUUCAUAGCGUCCGAUCAGACCACGAAAGCAUGGGAAUGUUGCAAGGGGAUUUCUGAGUGAACUUGUGUUAAAGUGCUAGAUAAGUUACUCUAACUUCCUCACAAGCUCUUUCACACCGCAGGAGCUCCGCUGUACCACCGAAGGCCGGUAGCAAAGCGCUGUUUGGACGUUUCUCCGGCGAGCAAUCCCGGACAAAGGAAAGAGACUUGUGAGCUAACGUUAGCUGCGGGCUAACUUAGCAUUCCUCUAGUUGCGGCGCAAUGCAGGCCAUAAAGUGUGUCGUUGUCGGAGAUGGAGCUGUGGGUAAGACCUGCUUGCUCAUCAGCUACACCACCAAUGCCUUCCCAGGAGAGUACAUCCCCACAGUGUUCGACAACUACUCUGCCAAUGUUAUGGUAGAUGGGAAGCCGGUGAACCUGGGCCUUUGGGAUACAGCAGGACAAGAAGAUUACGACAGACUCCGCCCACUUUCCUACCCACAGACGGACGUGUUUCUAAUCUGCUUUUCGCUUGUGAGUCCUGCCUCAUUCGAAAACGUCCGUGCCAAGUGGUACCCCGAGGUGAGACACCAUUGUCCCAACACUCCCAUCAUCCUGGUGGGGACCAAGCUGGAUCUGAGAGAUGAUAAGGACACCAUAGAGAAGCUGAAGGAGAAGAAACUCGCUCCAAUUACAUAUCCCCAAGGACUGGCGAUGGCCAAAGAGAUCGGCUCUGUCAAGUACCUGGAGUGCUCAGCCCUGACUCAGCGUGGCCUUAAAACUGUGUUCGACGAGGCCAUCCGGGCCGUCCUCUGCCCUCCCCCCGUCAAGAAGAAGGGCAGGAAGUGCUCUCUCCUCUAAGACUUCCUCCACUGGAACGGUUACAGGGGAACAUGGCCGCUAGUGGUGAGGGCUGGCAAAAGACACAGUAUACACAUCAAAACAAUGUACUUCAAAUUCUUUCCUUCCAUAAGUGUAGCUUCAGCAGUUCUACCAACCGUUUCCAUGACAAAGUUGUCAGAUUUAGGAGACGGGUUAGAUCAUUAUAGACCCUAGCUCUUUCCCAACCACGCAUACUGUAUAGACAAGACUAUGACAUUUCUCGAGGCCUUCUAAAAUGGAUUGGAUGUUUUGUAAAAAAUGGACCGUGGAAUGUUUUCAAUUUGUUCUUCCACUUGUUGUCCACAUUUUUUUUGUUUACAGUCUGGGUUGUUUGUUUUGAGUGGAAUAAAUAUUGCCAAAUACACUCCGUAGAUGUGCUGUAUUUUAACAGAAAAUAAAACCGUUGUCCUAUUGUCUCAAACAUUUUAAACCUUCAUAAUGACAGAUUCCUGUUGAGUGCUGCUCUUUGUUGAGCUCUAGUCAUGGGCGGUUUUAUUCAUUUUCACUUUGCAAAGAUGGUCACACGUCAUCGCACUGUCGACAAGGAACUUGAAGUAACCACCUGUGAAGUUCUUCUGCUUCAAAUUAAUACCGCACGCAUCUCUGUACAAGUUAGCUAGUGUUCAGUCCUAGCACAUGAUUCAUGUUUAUUAAUUUGUGUGAAUUGAAUGACGUUCUAUAAAUUGGGAACAAAUCUUCUGACACCAACUGUGCUAUUAAACCCUGACAAAUUGAAAUGCUCCAGUAUUUUACGUGUUUGGCUCCAUUCAAGUUUAUGGUAUUCUUUUCCUUUCUUUGCAAUAUGCCCUAGAAGUGUGUUUCAACCGUGUCGCUGCCCAGGAGUGCAAGGCUGAACACUUUAUUAGAUAUUGGAUCAAAACUGUUUUGGUGGCGGGGAACAAGAGCACCUUUUAAUGCUCAGUGGGCAUUUAUCAAAAACCCUUUGUGCAGCCUAUUUGAUUCUAACAGCAUCACUACUGGCUAAGCAAUGUCACUAAAAGAGCAUGAAUGCCUGCUGAUAACAGUAACAAUGCUACUGUCAGUUAUGGUGUAGUAAACCAUGUACUCUUUUUUUGGUUAUAAUCAUGUGAUUUGAUUGUUAUGUAUCUUUCUUCACAAAAGUUACACUUCACUCACUGUAUUGUUAAACUAACACUAUGAAUAUCCUUUUGUUUAUUACCUCUACAGUUAACGCUACCUUAAUCUCCCUACAAGCCUAGCUUUUGUAAUUAAUGCUGAUAGCUUGUAUGUGCAACAUAUACUGAAAAAAAAGAUUAGAAUUGCAAGUUAUAUUUUUUGCUUAUUUACAAAAUGUAUUUGAACUACUAGAUCAGGGGUUAAGUACAUGUUGCUCAUCUGUAUUGUAUUCAGAUAUCAAGCUGUGGUAUAAUUCAAGCCAAUGUUGUGACUCUUUAGUUUUAUGGAUAAAAGCUAUUGUCACUUUUUGAAAAAGCCAAUAAAUUCAAGUAAAACCGAC
Messenger RNA from Gymnodraco acuticeps, 2387 nucleotides. RefSeq names its product Rac family small GTPase 1b (gene rac1b). Gene Ontology annotation, cellular component: cytoskeleton; cell projection; cytoplasmic vesicle. Lineage: Eukaryota; Metazoa; Chordata; Actinopteri; Perciformes; Bathydraconidae. Gene Ontology annotation, biological process: regulation of cell shape; establishment or maintenance of cell polarity; regulation of actin cytoskeleton organization. The record is from RefSeq and is a predicted model, not a curated record. Gene Ontology annotation, molecular function: GTPase activity; GTP binding; protein kinase binding. The coding region runs from base 311 to 889 and encodes 192 amino acids. The transcript has 6 exons.